This is a messenger RNA of Acanthosepion pharaonis, 2835 nucleotides long. The record is from the annotation of a GenBank genome assembly. NCBI's taxonomy places the organism in Eukaryota, Metazoa, Mollusca, Cephalopoda, Sepiida, Sepiidae.
AUGAAUAAUCAUCUACGAAAAGAAAAGCCGCUCUUUUUUUCUUUUCUUGCGUUCUUUCAGUCAUCUAAAAUCUUUUCAGCGCUAAAUACUACCUUUUCUUUUUUUUUCUUUCAGUCAUCUAAAAAUCUUUCAGCGCUAAAUACUACCUUUUCUUUUCUUGCGUUCUUUCAUCAUUCUUUCAGUCUAAAUACUACCUUUUCUUUUUUUUUUGCAUUCUUUCAGUCAUUUUUUUCAGCGCUAAAUACUACCUUUUCUUUUUUUGCAUUCUUUCAGUCAUCUAAAAUCUUUUCAGCGCUAAAUACUACCUUUUCUUUUUUUUGCAUUCUUUCAUCAUUCUUUUCAGCGCUAAAUACUACCUUUUCUUUUUUUUUGCAUUCUUUCAGUCAUCUAAAAAAAUUUUCAGCGCUAAAUACUACCUUUUCUUUUUUUUGCAUUUUUCAGUCAUCUAAAAUCUUUUCAGCGCUUUUUUUUCUUUUUUUGCAUUCUUUCAGUCAUCUAAAAAUCUUUUCAGCGCUAAAUACUACCUUUUCUUUUUUUUUUUGCAUUCUUUCAUCAUCUAAAAUCUUUUCAGUGCUAAAUACUACCUUUUCUUUUUUUUUUUUUCAUUCUUUCAGUCAUCUAAAAUACCUUUUCUUUUUUUGCAUUCUUUCCUCAUUCUUUUCAGCGCUAAAUCUAAAAUUCUUUUCAUCAGCGCUUACUAUCUUUUCUUUUCUUUUUUUUUUUCAGUCAUUACUUUCUUUUCAGUGCAUUCUUUUUCAGUCAUCUAAAAUUUUCAGCGCUUUUUUUCUUUUUUUGCAUUCUUUUCACGCUAAAUACUUUUUCUUUUUUUUCUUUCAGUCAUUCUUUCAGUCAUCUACCUUUUCUUUUUUGAGCGCUUUCAUCAUCUACCUUUUUCAUCUUUUUUUCUUUUUUUGCAUUCUUUUCAGUCAUCUUUCAAAAUCUUUUUCAGUGUCUCUAAAUACUACCUUUUCUUUUUUUGCAUUCUUUCACGCUAAAUACUACCUUUUCUUUUUUUUUGCAUUCUUUCAGUCAUCCCGUCUUUUCAGUGCUAAAUACUACCUUUUCUUUUUUUUCUUUCAGUCAUCUAAAUCUUUCAGCAUAAAUACUACCUUUUUCUUUUUUACAUUCUUUCAGUCAUCUAAAUCUUUUCAGCUUCAUCUUUUUCUUUUUUUGCGUUCUUUCACGCUAAAUACUACCUUUUCUUUUUUGAGUUCUUUUCAGUCAUCUAAAAUCUUUUCAGCGCUAAAUAUUACCUUUUCUUUUUUUUUGCAUUCUUUCAGUCAUCUAAAAUCUUUUUUGCAUUCUUUCUUCAAUCUUUCACUACCUUUUCUUUUUUUUGCAUUCUUUCCAUCAUCUAAAAUCUUUUCAGUGCUAAAUACUACCUUUUCUUUUUUUGCAUUCUUUCAGUCAUCUAAAAUCUUUUCAGCGCUAAAUCUACCUUUUUUUUUUUCAUUCUUUCAGUCAUUUUCUUUUCAGCAAUUUUUCUUUUUUGCAUUCUUUCAGUCAUUCCUCAAAUACUCUUUUUUUUUUGCAUUCUUUCAGUCAUCUAAAUAUCUUUUUUCAGCGCUAAAUUCCUUUUUUUCUUUUUUGCAUUCUUUCAGUCAUCUAAAAAUCUUUUCAGCGCCUAAAUACUACCUUUUCUUUUUUUUUUGCAUUCUUUCAUCAUCUAAAAUCUUUUUCAGUGCUAAAUACUUUUUCAUUUUGCUUUCUUUCAGUCAUCUAAAAUCAUUUUUCAGUGCUAAAUUCCUUUUCUUUUUGCAUUCUUUCAGUCAUCUAGUAUUCUCAGCCUUCAAAUACUACCUUUUCUUUUUUUUUUUUGCAUUCUUCAGUCAUUUCAAAUCUUUCCGCCAAUUUACCUUUUUUUUUUUUUCGUUCUUUCACGCUAAAUACUACCUUUUCUUUUUCUUGAGUUCUUUCAGUCAUCUAAAUCUUUUCAGCGCUAAAUACUACCUUUUCUUUUUUUUGCAUUCUUUCAGUCAUCUAAAUCUUUUUCUGCUAAAUACUGCCUUUUCUUUCUUUUUGUUCUUUCAGUCAUCUGAAAUCUUUUCAGCGCUAAAUACUACCUUUUUCUUUUUUUGCAUUCUUUCAUCAUCUAAAAUCGUUUCAGCACUAAAUACUGCCUUUUCUUUUCUUGCGUUCUUUCAGUCAUCAAAUCUUUUCAGCGCCAUUACCUUUUCUUUUCUUGCGUUCUUUCAGUCAUCUCAAAUCUUUUCAGCGCUAAAUACUGCCUUUUCUUUUUUUUGCAUUCUUUCGUCAUCUAAAAAUCUUUUUCUUUUUUGCUUCUUUCAGUCACCUUUUUUCAUUUUUUUUUUUUUGCUUUCUUUCAGUCAUUUGAAAAUCUUUUCUGCUAAAUACACCUUUUCUUUUUGCAUUCUUUCCAUCAUCUCAAAUCUUUCAUCGCUAAAAACUACCUUUUCUUUUUUUUUGCAUUCUUUCAGUCAUCCGAAAUCUUUUCAGCGCUUACUACCUUUUUUUUUUGCAUUCUUUCAUCAUCUAAAAUCUUUUCAGCCUUCAAUACUACCUUUUCUUUUUUUUUUGCAUUCUUUCAUUCAUUACGUGUUUUCAGUGCUAAAUACUACAUUUUUCUUUUUUUUGCAUUCUUUCAGUCGCCACGUCUUUUCAGUGCUAAAUACUACCUUUUCUUUCUUUUUGCAUACUUUCAGUCGUCUAAAAUCUUUUCAGCUAAAUACUACCUUUUCUUUUUUUGCAUUCUUUCAGUCAUCUAAAUCAUUUCAGCAUAAAUACUACCUUCUUUUUUUUUUGCAUUCUUUCUUUCUUUUCUUUCUUUUCUUUCUAAAUCUUUCUUUCAUUUUUUGCAUUCUUUUCUUCUGCUAA